This is a messenger RNA of Bradysia coprophila, 1642 nucleotides long. It is a transcript of the gene Cln3, whose product is annotated as CLN3 lysosomal/endosomal transmembrane protein, battenin. The record is from RefSeq and is a predicted model, not a curated record. NCBI's taxonomy places the organism in Eukaryota, Metazoa, Arthropoda, Insecta, Diptera, Sciaridae. Gene Ontology annotation, biological process: lysosome organization; regulation of intracellular pH. Gene Ontology annotation, cellular component: lysosome; membrane.
AAAAAACCAGUUCGGUUCAGCCAAUAGAGAGCUCUGUGAAACAACAACAAGAAUUUUUUUUGUUAGUUAAAUAGUAACAUUAACACAUUAAUCAUUGGGUUAGGUUUCAGUGUUUUAAGUUUUUUCGAUUGGGAGAGGUCGAUAUGUGUGGAAUUCAGUGAUUUGAUUUGAGUUUGAAAUUUUUAGUUUUCGUUUUCGUUGUAACCGUUUCAUAUGGCUACUCAACAGAGACAAUCUCAGAAUGGACAUGACGCUCCGAAAACAAACAGCAACCACGGUAACAACGAAUCGAAAGACCAAGGAUUAUGGCGUGAUUUAGUCGCAUACUGGAUAUUAGGCCUAUGUAACAAUUAUGGAUAUGUUGUAAUGUUAAGUGCUGCUUACGAUAUUAUUGCAAGAUUUGGAACGAAUGCCAAAACAGUUCAACUGGAACCGUCACCUGAAACGGGCCGAAUGUGCAAUAUUAUUUCAACCGGUGCAAUACUACUGGCUGAUGUUUUACCGUCUUUGACCAUCAAAAUCAUUGUUCCAUUUUUGCCGUUUUACAUCAAUGUUCGCGUAUUCCUUGCAAUCGCACUACAGGCGGCCGGUUUUCUUCUAGUUGCAUAUGCCGAUGCAAAAUGGAUGGCCAUUUUGGGCAUUGUACUAACAUCACUAAGUUCUGGACUGGGUGAGGCCUCAUUACUUGCAUACACGUCCAGAUUCAAUAAGAAUGUUGUCUCGACAUGGUCGUCGGGUACUGGUGGUUCUGGCGUUAUUGGUGCAUUAUCCUACGCAGGACUCAUAUCGUUGGGUGUUAGCCCGGUGGAUACAAUGUUAAUAAUGUUAUCGGUGCCGGCAAUGGAAGCGAUUGCGUUUUGGUUGAUAUUACGAAAACCGACUGGAGCCGCCACAAAUUAUGGAAUCGAAAAUACUGAAUUCGACGGUCAAUCGACCGAUACGAUAGCAAUAGAUAAUGUCAGGGGAAGCGACGUCGAAACGAAUACCAAAUUGAAUGGCAUCGACGCCGACGUCGCAUCGUUUGGCAUAAAGGAAAAAGUAAUGUACCUGCCGUCGUUGAUGAAAUACAUGAUACCGAUAACAAUGGUCUACUUCUUGGAGUAUUUCAUCAAUCAAGGACUGUUUGAAUUGGUAUACUUCCCGAACAUAUGGCUGGACAAAAAAUCACAAUACCGUUGGCUGCAAGUAGAUUACCAACUGGGCGUUUUUGUGUCACGGUCAUCCGUCAACUUUGUCACGUUGGAGAAAAUCUGGCUGAUGUCUGUGUUCCAGUUUUUCAACGUGAUCAUCAUUCUGCUCGAAGUCAUUUACUUUUACAUGCCAUCCAUUUGGAUUAUAUUUGCGGUUGUGUUUUGGGAGGGUUUAUUGGGAGGCGGUGCGUACGUGAACACGUUCUAUCGGAUGUCGAAGGAAGUGCCACUGUCGAAACGGAAAUUUGCAUUGGGCGUUGUUCCGAUUGGUGACGCAAUCGGUAUCGCGCUGGCCGGUGUAGCAGCCAUACCAGCACAUAAUGCUUUGUGUUUUUUGCCAGUCCGAAGGUGAAAGACUGCGUGAAGGUCGUGAUAGGUUUUUGUUUACUUUAUAAUUGCAUUUACUGACAGCGAAUGUUAAAUAAAUAGUUUGUACCGUUACACGGCGAGUA